UAAAAGCUUGGGAACAAGAGGAUUAUGAAAUAUUUGAUUUAGUAGAUGAUUUAGAAAAUGCAGAAGGGGAAGAUGUAACUUUUUAUUCAUGGCUUGGAGUGGAACCUACAGCCAGUGAAAAGGAAAUUAAUAAAGCAUAUCGUAAAUUAUCUUUAACUUUACACCCGGAUAAAAAUCCCGAUAAAGAUACCAAAGAAAAAUUUUCUAGACUAAGUUCAAUAGGAGCAAUUUUACGUAAUUCAGAGUCAAGAGAACGAUACAAUUUUUUUCUAAAGAAUGGAGUACCAAAAUGGCGUGGUACUGGCUAUUAUUAUAGUCGGCAUAGACCGGGACUUAAAUCGAGAGAGAUCGCAUGGGGUAAAAGAAUGAAAAAACAAAAUACCAGGAAAAAGAUUUUAGUUAAUGAAAAGAAUUUUAUUGUUGAUUCUGAUAAUGUUUUCUUAUUGACUAAAGAUGGCGAAGAAUUGAUUAUGGAUGAGAAUGAAAUCGAGAAACCAAGAAUUUUGAAUAUUAAUGAUAAAUCUCGUAGACGUAGAAAAGAAUUAAAAAACCAAUAA
Messenger RNA from Entrophospora candida, 557 nucleotides. Lineage: Eukaryota; Fungi; Glomeromycota; Glomeromycetes; Entrophosporales; Entrophosporaceae. The record is from the annotation of a GenBank genome assembly.